Molecule: messenger RNA, 1398 nt
Organism: Babesia microti strain RI
Lineage: Eukaryota; Apicomplexa; Aconoidasida; Piroplasmida; Babesiidae
Product: Cyclophilin type peptidyl-prolyl cis-trans isomerase/CLD
Exons: 7
Coding region: 1-1398 (465 amino acids)
Biological process (GO): protein peptidyl-prolyl isomerization
Molecular function (GO): peptidyl-prolyl cis-trans isomerase activity
Source: RefSeq, a predicted model, not a curated record
AUGGUCAAUCCCCGAGUAUAUUUAGAUGUAAAGAUUGGGAACCUUGUAGUCGGUAGAAUUACAUUUGAGCUAUUCCAUGAUAACACCCCUAUAACAUCUACAAAUUUCAAAACUCUUUGUUCGGGCGAUAAAGGAUAUGGAUACUUGGGAUGUAAAGUAUUUAGAGUUGUAAAAGGUGCCUAUUGGCAAAGUGGAGAUUUUGAAUUUAACAAUGGAGAUGGUGGGAAAAGUAUUUAUGGUUCUACAUUCAAUGAUGAGAGUUUUUCUAGGAGUCAUUCAUGUGCAGGACUUUUAUCAAUGGCAAAUAAUGGCCGAAAUACCAAUGCGAGCCAAUUUAUUGUCACACUUUCCAGAAUGGCAUCUCUUGACAAAAAACAUGUGGUUUUUGGCAGAGUUGUUGAUGGGAUGCAAGUCGUUAGAGCCAUAGAAAAUGUCCCAGUAGAUAGUUUUUUUAGGCCCAAAGUUGGAAUACUUAUAUCAUCAUGCGGUAUACUAUCUUUUGGUAAUGAGAGGGGAAAAACACCCUUAGUGGAGCAGAGGAAGCUUAUUGAUAAAAUGAUGCGAGAACACGUGAAUACGCAGGAUGAUGAAGAUGUUUCUAAGGGGCUGUAUAAUAAGGAUAAGAAAACCAUUGAAACUGCUGCUUCUCAAGGCAGGGAAAUUGUGAAGGAGGCUAUCUAUGAUUGGGUCAAGUCCGAGAGGGUAGGGGAAGAAAGUAACAAUUGUGAAAUUUUGGAUGAGCAGCAAUUUCCAGAUGAGAACCCAGAGCAUUCACCGAUAGAAUUUGAAGAUGAAAGAAAUGAUGAUUGCGAACUCAAAAAUAACUCUAUUCCAUCCGAACUUUUACAAAGAUUGAGGAAAUGUUCAUAUUUGAACGAUCAAGAAGUUUUGAGGGUGAAAAAAGGAGAAGAUAUGACACUGAGAAAAAAAGAUGAAACUAAUUCUUCUAGUUCAUUUUCAAUGAAAACGGCUGCAGUUUUACAAUCGCAAUAUGAGAGGCGUGAUAAAAAAAUUAAAAAUGCUAGCUUUGGAUGGAAUGUGUUCAAUGAAGAUGCUCUUUAUAGAGCCCAUAAGAAAAGAUUAAAUGAAAUUCAUUUUAGAAUCGACGAUUAUCAGCGUCAAAAGACUGAAUUGAGAGAUGAUUUCUACAACGUUAACUCCGUAUCUACAGUCGAUUUUAAGCCUUCUGAAGAGGCUAUUGGUGCACUUGUUGAUACAUUCAACAAGCAAAUUAAGAAUAGGAGUGAAUUUAGUAGGAGACGUAUGUGCUCCCAGGGUGCUAUUGAUGUUACAUAUAUUAGUGAUAGGAAUCGUGUGUUUAAUGAGAAGUUGGAAAGAAGUUUCUCAAAGCAUACUAGGGAAAUCAAACAAAAUUUGGAGCGAGGAACUGCACUAUAA